GGGCUUCAGUACCAUCCUACUCGCUUUCUGAGAAACUGAAACUGAAGAGCUGAACAAAGCCUAUUUAACCUGUCCUCCUCACACAUCGUGUACUUCUUUCUUACUUCUCACCAUGAAACGUCUUGGAGCUCUGAUCCUGGUUUUGAGUUUGUCCACAGCAUGUGGAUUACAAUGCUACCUAUGUGGACUCUCUGACCCUCACUCCUGCACUGAUGUCUAUACUUGUCCUACUGGUAUGGACCAAUGUUUCAGGCUCACUGUAAGCGGUACCGUCACUAAGGGCUGCAUAAACAGUGCCUUAUGUGUCAGUCCUAUGAGCUGCUGUGAAGGGAACUUGUGCAACAGUGCUAUACCAACUGGUCCCAGUGCUAUGCUCCUGCUGGUGUCUUCAGCCAUAAUCACCGUCUUCCUCUGAAGCUCUGGAACAACUACACCUUAAUCAUGUUUUACUUUGUUCUUAACCAAAAAUUACAAUCCAGGAAUAUUUUUUUUAAAACUAACAAUGUAAAU
Molecule: messenger RNA, 510 nt
Organism: Oreochromis niloticus (Nile tilapia)
Lineage: Eukaryota; Metazoa; Chordata; Actinopteri; Cichliformes; Cichlidae
Product: lymphocyte antigen 6G-like
Exons: 3
Coding region: 113-415 (100 amino acids)
Source: RefSeq, a predicted model, not a curated record